UCUGACGCUGGUUUCCAAGACAAGAGGAGAGAUUUAGAAAUGGGUGAUUCACGGGAUAGAAGAGAGAGGGACACAGCGAGGAAAAGAGAAAAGCCAAGGCCUAACAUGGGAGAGAGGAUGCCUUCUCCGCACAAGAGAAGAGACAGAGAGAUCUACUCUGAUAAGAAGGAAAGAGAAAAGGCACACAGGAGAGAGGGAAGGAGGGACACUAAGAGUGAAGGAGACAGUGAUGAGAGAGAGCUGAGGAAGGAAAGAGAGAGGGACAGAGAGAGGGAAGAGUUGAUAUAUCAACACAGCAAAAGUGAGGGGGACAACAAGGGUAAAACAUUGAGGGAGAAAGAUCGAGAUAGGCCAGUAUACAGGGAGGAGGAUAGGCAGAGACACAGAGACAGAGAAACAGAUAGAGCCAGGCAGAGAAGUGGAGACAGAAGGAGGGGAGUAGAGAAUGAUACAAGGCACAGAGACAUUUACAGGAGAGCAGCACCAGCAGCAGCAGCAAGGGGGUCAGACAGGGAAGGGGACCGAUGGAAAGAAAGUGUGAGGGGCUUGAAAGAUGACAGAGGACGGUCAGGUGACACAAGAGAGAAUGAGCGAUACAGAGAAUAUGAGCAGAGGAGAGGCAGGGAAAGAGAGGCGGACCCUAGGUGGGAUGAUAAAACAGACAGAAGCAGCCGAUCACUGAAUGAGGUGCCCCCCAGGGUGCCACCAAGAGCCCAGAGCAGUGGAGAGUGGAGCAGUGACAUGGACAGUGAGACGAGAUAUAGAAGAGGCUAUGAAGAGAGGGAAUCAGGGCGAGAGAGCACUACUGAAAAAGAAAGAGAUAAAGAAGGAAAGAGAAGUCCAGAGAGACCUGCUGAAAGACCACGUAGGGAGAAAAAAAGAAGUGAGAGAACAGAGAGCGAGAGGGGGGCUAUGACAAGUGGUGUGCCAGAGCGUAGGAGGAUGUGGUUAGAGCCACAGAGGAGCAAGAAUAGUAAAGACUCGUCUCUAGAGGAAGAAUUUGUAGACAAAGAGAGACACACAAAGCAGAAAGAGGCAAGGAGAGAAGAAGAGAGGAGUAUGGAGUCACAGGCAGAGUGGAGAAGAGUGAAAGAUGAAUCAGAUGAGAGGUACUCAGGACAUAAUGAGAGUAGGGCUCAUGAUGGGACGAAUGAGUACAGGGAGCAAAGGGAAGACAUAGCAGGGGAGGCAGAGGGUGUAAGUGUAGAUGGAGAGGAGGUGGGUGAGGACUGGAGAGCGAUAGAUAAGGGUGGAAAGGAACAUCUGUCUGACAGCGACGGAGGGAUAGAGGGAAGCCGGUGGAGGGAUACAGAGGGAGAGAACGUGACAGAUAACACAGAGGCGAGUGACAGAGAGGAAGAGGGUGGUAGCGAUUACUGGCCUCGCUCCGAAAGUGAAGGAGGAAGUGAGACAGGAUGGAUACAAGAGAGAGACAGAAUGCUGUCAGCGGAGGACGGCUUUGUGACCGUGUCCAGCGGCGGAGAUGAGGAGGAUGAGAGAGAGGAAGAUGAAGAGGACUUUGAGGACUGUCAGGAAUUCUGGGAAGGUGGAGUUGCUCGUGAUGCUCCUUCACCUGUUGGCUCCAAGGGGCGUAAGGAAGGCGACGAGUUGACGAUGGGAAAGGAGGAAACAGUUGAUGAGGAACAACAGGGGAGGGAAAAGCAGUGUACGAAGUACGUCUUUUGUGUGAUUGGCCAAACGUUGCCCCGACCAAAAACUGACGAGACAUCACCAUCACAAACUGAUCAGAUUAGGGGAGUGGAAAAAGAAAACCCAGAUUUGGAGAGUCGUCAUGAUGUUAGUGAUGACAUCACACACAAACGUCAAGAUGACCUGCACCUGACACUGAGUGGAAAUGACAACGAGAACACAGAGGCUGAGAGUGAGAUGGACAGAUAUAAUGUACCAAGGGAGAAGAAGCCCAACCUUGGAGAAACAUCUGAAGUGGACACCAGAGUGUCUUCAGACCUUCAAGACACAGAGACCGGAGACAGUAUGAAAAAGGAGCACCCUUAUGAUGAAAUAAGUCGGAUUAAAAGAGACUCACAGACUGAGAAACUCCUCAUAGAGUGGAGAGAGAAAAAUAAAGAACUAACAGAAGGAGAGAGAGGGAAACUCUCACCAGUCCCAAGUAAUCCCUACCCUGACAUUCAUUCUCAGAUGCAUUUUGAGCAACUUCAAUCCACUUUAGAUGGGAUUAAUAUUGAAGCAAUGAGUCCUGAAGAGAAGGAGGCUAUUCGCAUCCGAAUGAGUGGGGCAUGGAGCAUGACGGAGGAGCCCAAGCGGCAUUCCCAAGCCCCCCACCUUAAAUGGGCCAAAAACGUGGUGCGGGAGAUCCUGGGGCACUCAGGGGAAAAUAUUGUGGAUGACCCCAACUCACAGGCGCAAGGAGAAGCAGCGGUGAACGAGUCUGAGACAGUGAUCGAGAGCGACAAACAGCAGCAGCAGCAGCAGGAGGAGGAGGAGGAGGUUGCACAAGGUACCGUGGAGAUGCCUGUUAAUAAGUUGAAAGUGGACGAAGAGCACUCAGAGCCAGAGCUGGAGGAGGAGGAACCGUUGGAGGUGGUGGGACUGAGAGACGAGGAAGAUCGGAGCAAAAGCUGGGGAGAAGUGGAGCUGAGGAAUGUUUUGGACACAAUUGGAAGACGGAAAAGGAACUCAAAGUUUUUCAAUGCAGCCCAGCUCUACCAGCAGUACAGUGAAGCAGCCCAGAACUUUGAGAUCUUGCGGCAGUCUCGCUCAGAUGUCGUGUCUGUGUGUGAGGAUACAACCCCAUCUCCUGCUCCAUCACCACCCCCUGCUCGCAGACCUCUUCCUCCCCUUCCCACUGUCCCGCACCCCGCCUCUUUGUCCCACACAGGCUCCAUCACCAGUGUCAAAAGUUUACCUCUGCCUGAGCCUCCCAAGAAUGAAAGAAGGUCUUCCUCCCCACGUCUGUCCAUCUCUCUCACGCAGUCGUCCACACUGUGGCGGGAACUGCCUGCAGUCAGGAACAGCGCUGAGCUGGAGGAACUCACAGAGGACGAGAGGCGCCUACAGGAGGUGAGAUUUGAAGUACUGACCUCAGAGGCCUCCUACUGCCGGAGUUUAGACAUUGUUGUAGAGCACUUUGUCAAGUCCAAACAGCUUGGGGCACUAUUGACCACUCAGGAUAGGAAUUGGCUGUUUUCCCGGCUUGCUGACGUUCGUGCUAUCAGCCACAGUUUUUUGUCAAAGUUGGAGGAGCGUUUGGAGUCUGACAUAAUACACUUUACAGUGUGUGAGAUCAUCGCUCGACACUGUCAGCGCUUCAAGAUGGUUUAUGUGCCCUACCUCACCAACCAGUCAUAUCAGGAUGCAACCUACCAGAGACUCAUGAAUGAGAAUCAAGGGUUCAGGCGGAUUGUUGAGAAAUUAGAGAGGAGUCCUGUUUGUCAGAGACUUCCUCUUCGUUCCUUCCUCGUCCUCCCCUUCCAAAGGAUCACUAGAAUUAAGCUCCUGGUCCAGAACAUUGUGAAGAGAACAACUCCUGGUACUGCAGAGGCGACGCAGGCUAUCAAAGCCUUGAAACUUCUGGAGAAGCUGAUUCAAGAGAGUAAUGACAGCAUCACCCAAAUGAAAAGCAUUGAGUCACUGGUCUCUCUUAGUGCUAAGGUGGACUUUGAGUGCAGGACUCUUCCUCUGAUCAGUCAGUCUCGGAGGAUGGUGCGGGAGGGACCGGUCACUGAACUGAUGGACUUCUCUCUAAAGGAUACAGAGAGGAAUGUUUACUUGCACCUAUUCAAUGACUACUUGCUACUGUCACUACAAAAAGAAGGGGGGAGAUUCACAGUAAUAGACCACUCUCCUGUAUCAGACCUGCGUGUAGAGAACUGCCGUGUCAAACUUCACUCUCUACAGAAGAACCUGUUCCGGCUGCACAUGUCACAGAAAUCCCUGCUGCUAAGGACUGAAACACUGAGUGAUAAGCUGCGGUGGAUAUCAGCUAUUUCCCGGCCGCAUCCUGAAAUAGAUUUUUCUGCAGCACAAGACUUCGAACAGAUGCAGUGUAUCAGAGCGUUUGUUGCCCAGCAGCCUGAUGAACUGUCUUUGGAAAAAGCUGAUAUCAUACUUGUUCACCAACAAAGCAGUGACCGUUGGGUAGAGGGGACCAGACUGUCUGACCGGCAUCGUGGAUGGGUGCCUGAGACGCAUUUGGAAACGAUAAGCAACUCUAGAGUUCGACAACGCAAUCUGUCAGAUGCCCUCAAACUUACAACGGCCACAGCUACAGUUUGAGUGGCAACUAAGCAGAGAGACGUCCUGAAUGUACAGAAAGGACAAGACACUCAAGUGUCUGCUUUGAUCUUCAAACUGGAGAGGUUGCAGAGCUCCAAAUGAGGAUUUAUGUCUUUUAAAUUGUCCACAAGAGUGCAGCAAUUGACGUGCUAUAAGAAUGAAUCUCAGUUCUCAGUUGUUUCUCUUGGUGGAGCAUUAUAUUGCUCUAGUGCAAUGCAUAACUUGUUGAGGCCUGCCUGGAAGACCUCAAGGACCUUGUGACUCUAUUAAUUAUCUACUUUACUAACAUUAUAAUACAUCAAUGAACUGGUGUUUUUAGAAAUAUAUGUUUUUAAAAAGAAAUCACCUUUUCCAAGAAAUGUUAUUUUUGGAAAAUGUAUUAUUUGUGUAUAAUGAAAAGAAUCUUAUGGUUGAGUUUAUGGUGCAUGUUGAAAAGUGGGCCCCUGCAUGCAGGUGACCUGACAGAAAGCAUGCAAAAUGUUUCUCAAAGAAAAAUCCAUGUACAGAGCUUCAAAGGUGACACAGUUAAUACAUUUCAAUAAAUUCAGAUUAAAAAAAACACUGUGCAUAUGUUAUUGGCAGU
Molecule: messenger RNA, 4840 nt
Organism: Scomber japonicus (chub mackerel)
Lineage: Eukaryota; Metazoa; Chordata; Actinopteri; Scombriformes; Scombridae
Gene: arhgef5
Product: Rho guanine nucleotide exchange factor (GEF) 5
Exons: 14
Coding region: 40-4257 (1405 amino acids)
Biological process (GO): intracellular signal transduction; activation of GTPase activity
Cellular component (GO): nucleus; cytoplasm
Molecular function (GO): guanyl-nucleotide exchange factor activity; protein binding
Source: RefSeq, a predicted model, not a curated record